This is a messenger RNA of Ambispora leptoticha, 459 nucleotides long. NCBI's taxonomy places the organism in Eukaryota, Fungi, Glomeromycota, Glomeromycetes, Archaeosporales, Ambisporaceae. The record is from the annotation of a GenBank genome assembly.
AUGUCAAAAGAGGUAGAACAUAAGGAUAGUGAAAAAAAUUAUUCAUCUGCUGAUUUAAAUAAAAAAAUCUUAGACGGAACUUUUCUUUAUCCAACUCAAUCACACAGCAGAGCUUUCUGGCAGAUACUUUUUGACGGUAAGGACUGGGAAGAUGGAAAAGGCAAAAUGAUAUCCAACAUUGAAUAUUUGAAAAGUAAGCUGAAUGCGAAUGAAAGGAAUGAAUUUGACCAAUAUAUUAAAGUUUCUAAUGAGAACGUUUCUAAUUCGAGUGUAAGGAGUGUUUACUUCAUUUAUAAAGUUGCUUCACCGGAUUUAGUAGGAAAAAUAAGAAGAAAAAAAUAUUUUGAUGAAGAUCAAGCCAAGGCUAGAUGGAAAGGAAGUUUAGAUGAAUCUUUUUACGAGUUUUGUAGUUAUCAGGCUCAAGAGCAACAAGCCCAAAUCCAAGUUCCACCUAAGUAA